CGCGCAUUUUUCGACAUUUUUCCCCAAAAGUCGUCUCUUCUUCUCUAAGAAAGUUCUCUCAUCACUCAGGUCCACCUUGUCACUCAUCUCAGCUAUUUCUUCCGGCGAGACCAGCCGCCUCCUCCGUCCGUGUACCCGACAAAUCGAGAUCGAUUUCAAGAGAUGCAGCUUGUAUUUUCCGGUGAUGGCUUCAAUCGGAUCGACUGCCUCCAGCCAUUUCACAGCUUGAUGCCCGUGCUCUUUCCUCCUCUAUUCCCAUGUCGUUCUCGAUCUAUGCGCCGUCUCUGGUGGUUUUGAAAGGAGGAAAUCCCCGCUGUUAUUUUGCCAUUGAAGCAAGCUUCGCACCAUUCUUUUUCAAAUGUCUGAGCUCUACCAACAGAUUAAGUGUUCUCAUAAUCUCUGUGGUCUGUGGAUUUAGUUCUUGUUGUUGUUCAGAAGCUCAAGUUGUUGAGACACGGACUGAGGCUAAGAAGAAACUUGGAGAGAAGAAUACGUCGACAUUUGAUGAACAUAAGCCAAAAAGACUUCGAAAGGCAAAGGAUACGAAGAAGAGCUCUUCUACCUUAAACAUUUUCAAACGACCUCUUACAGGCUUCUUUAUAUCUUCAUGUAAUGUUUACCAUUACAAAAGUAGUAUAUAUAUAGAAGUAAGGAUAUUAGUUUAACUAUUGGACUAAGACUUAUGUUAUAUAUGAAUUGAUGUUUGGUU
Arabidopsis lyrata subsp. lyrata is the source of this 709-nucleotide messenger RNA. RefSeq lists its product as uncharacterized. The transcript has 4 exons. The coding region runs from base 258 to 665 and encodes 135 amino acids. The record is from RefSeq and is a predicted model, not a curated record. NCBI's taxonomy places the organism in Eukaryota, Viridiplantae, Streptophyta, Magnoliopsida, Brassicales, Brassicaceae.